Messenger RNA from Aplosporella prunicola CBS 121167, 1668 nucleotides. RefSeq lists its product as uncharacterized. The record is from RefSeq and is a predicted model, not a curated record. Lineage: Eukaryota; Fungi; Ascomycota; Dothideomycetes; Botryosphaeriales; Aplosporellaceae. Gene Ontology annotation, cellular component: nucleus. The transcript is spliced from 3 exons. Gene Ontology annotation, molecular function: DNA binding. Bases 1 to 1668 code for a protein of 555 amino acids.
AUGGAGCACGAGCAGCACCACGCCCCGGAUGCCGGAUACCACGACACCACCGGGCAAUGGGUCGAGCAGAGCAACGCCUAUCCCCACUCGCAGCAUCAGUCUCCCGUCAACGAGUACAAUGGCUUUGCCUUCACCCCGCUGCCAAUGGAGCCCAUGUACUCUCAUGGCAUGCCGCCCCCGCGGACCACUCACCAGCAACUUCAACCUCUGAUCAUGCCUCAGUGGCCGAGCAUGUUGACUGGCCAGUCCAACUAUGCUCAGCCCAUCUAUCCUUCCCCGCCCAUACCUCAGCACGCUGCGGCCCCGACGCCAGUGCCCGCGCCAUCCACCCGCUCCUCCUCCACGCCCCGGAAGACCCUGACCGACAACGACCGGCGGCGCAUGUGUCUCUACCAUGAGGAGAAUCCGACCGUCAAACAGACAGAAAUUGGAGGUGAGCGCGACCAGGGCCGUGUUCAGAAGCCCAUGUUCGGUGUGGAACGAAGUACCGUGUCCAAGGUUCUGCGACAAAAGGAAAAAUACCUCUACCAAGAUGACGGGAGCCGCUCGCCCAUCAAGAGGUCGAAGGGCAAAUUCCCGGACAUUGAACGAGCACUGGCCAACUGGGCCCGAAACCACCAGAAGCAGGGUCUGCCUCUGUCCGACGAGCUUAUCAGGGAGAAGGCGAGAUUCUUUGCCGCUUCAGUGGGCAACUCUGAUAGCCACUUGAAGGCCAACAGCACCAUUUGGCUCGAGAAGUUCAAGCAAAAGAACAACCUUUUGGGCGCAAAGUCGAGAAAGAGCUCCGUAGCCGAGGGUUCCGAAGCCUCCAACCCGCCUUCGAACGCGCACACGCCGAAUUGCAUCUCUCCCACGUCGCCCAACGGAAUCACGUCGCCGUCGCCCAUCACCCUCAGUUCGGUGAAGAGCGAGGAGAAUCUCAAGACGGAAAGCCCCGAGAGCUAUGGCGACCUGUCCAACGGUCACCGCCCACUCCACUCGCAGAGCAACACGUCGCUGUCGAGCGUCUUCACCGACGCCGCAGGGUCGACAUUUUCGGCCGGUCCCACGAGCCCCACCUCGCCCUUCUUCACGCCCGACUCGGCGUGCGGGCCCAGCCCAUUCAUGCCCUCGCAGCAGGUGCGGGUCCCACCGGGCAGCAGCAACAACAACAACAACAACAACAACUCGCAGCGACCGCGCAGCCAGACGUUCCCGAUAGCGCUGGGGAUAGAUCCGUACGGGUCGCCGCCGCCGUCGUCGGAGGCGGAGACGCCGCGCUACCUGAACUCGACGACGCUCGAAUCGCCCAUCUCGGACCCGCCUCUAAGCGGCGGGAUGGAGGACGUGCGUAGCGCGCAGCAGACCAAGUCGAUGCAGCCACCGCCGCUACCUGCACUUGUGCCGGUGAGCAGUGCGCAGCAGCAGCAGCAGCAGCAGCAGCAGAUCAGCCCGAUCAGCCCGAGCAACAGCAGCAGUCCGUUCGCGCCGAGCCACGACGACGCACGGCGCGCCCUCGAGCUGGUCAUGAGCUUCUUUCAGCAGCAGCCGAGCGGAUUCGUCGAGCCCCAAGAAUACGUGACGAUUGGGCGGUUGAUGGAGAAGCUGAAACUACAGCGCGGCAGUAGCGGGGAACAGCUGCCGGGCGGGCUGCACCGGAUCCCAGAACAGGAAUUUGGGCGCAAGUGA